GAGGAGGGAGGGAAGAGCCAGCGACCCGCGGUAGGCGAGGGAAGAACGACCCCUGCAGUUGCAUUGCGGAAAAUCUCCUUUCCGUUGCUGGGAAUUAACGGGAGCCUGGGCUGUUUUUUUGGCAGGAGACCCGGGGUUUGGUAUUUCGUCCUCUCCUCUCCUCUGUAGCUGUAGGUGCAAAAAACCUGGCGCCCGAUGCCAUGUGCCCUAAUCUCUUUGUGAUCGUUUUGUAGCGAGCCGGAGCAAAGGGAACGCCGGGACGGCGCGGCUGGCCGGGGCGAUGCCUCAGUGAGGUGUGGAGAGUUUGGGGACAACUUGGCAUUCGGGUCCCCAAGAAUUGAGACUUUCCGGAGCGGGGAACUGCUGGUCCUUCGUCUUUUGUCUAUGUCUUGUUGGGAGACCUGGCGGAUAUUUCCUGCUCUCCUGAAGGAAGAAGCUGGUGCUGGCGGCUGCCUCCUUAGUCUUUGGCGGACGGCAAAGGAAGAAAAGGGAUCUGGCUUGAGCUGCACGGCGACCAGAGAGCUCGGACAUGUGUCAGCACAUCUGGGGAAUAGAGGCUGCGAGUCCGGAAGGAGAUUUUCUGGGACUGUUCGAACUGCAAUAUUGAUCUUUGCUGUGUUUUUUCACCGAGUGAUGCACUUGGCAUGAGAAUCGGAGGAUGGAAAUUGUUUGGGAGGUGCUUUUUCUUCUGCAAGCCAAUUUCAUUGUCUGCAUUUCAGCUCAGCAGAAUUCACCAAAAAUCCAUGAAGGCUGGUGGGCUUAUAAGGAGGUGGUCCAGGGAAGCUUUGUUCCAGUUCCUUCCUUUUGGGGUUUGGUGAAUUCAGCCUGGAACCUUUGCUCCGUUGGAAAACGGCAAUCGCCAGUCAAUAUAGAAACCAGCCAUAUGAUCUUUGACCCCUUCCUUACCCCACUUCGAAUAAACACGGGGGGUAGAAAGGUCAGUGGAACAAUGUAUAAUACAGGGAGGCAUGUUUCUUUACGACUGGAUAAAGAACAUUUGGUGAACAUCUCCGGAGGGCCCAUGACAUACAGUCACCGAUUGGAAGAAAUACGGUUACACUUUGGCAGUGAAGACAGCCAGGGAUCAGAACAUCUGUUGAACGGACAAGCUUUUUCUGGGGAGGUUCAACUAAUCCACUAUAACCAUGAGUUAUAUACCAAUGUCACAGAAGCUGCAAAAAGUCCCAAUGGCUUGGUGGUAGUUUCUAUAUUUAUGAAAGUAUCUGAAUCAUCAAAUCCAUUUCUAAAUCGUAUGCUUAACAGAGACACCAUAACAAGAAUAACGUAUAAAAAUGAUGCGUACUUACUGCAGGGACUUAAUAUUGAGGAACUUUAUCCUGAAACCUCUAGUUUCAUUACAUAUGAUGGGUCCAUGACAAUCCCACCCUGCUACGAAACAGCAAGUUGGAUACUAAUGAACAAACCUGUCUACAUAUCAAGAAUGCAGAUGCAUUCAUUACGGUUACUAAGCCAGAAUCAGCCUUCACAGAUUUUUCUGAGCAUGAGUGAUAACUUCAGACCAGUCCAGCCUCUCAACAAUCGAUGUAUCCGAACAAACAUCAACUUUAGUUUACAAGGGAAAGAUUGCCCAAACAAUAGAGCACAGAAACUACAGUAUAGAGUAAAUGAAUGGCUCCUGAAGUAAUUAAGACACAAACAGGAAGAAGUUUUCACCUCAAUGGAAUGCUACUACUGUGAAUUGACAUACUACAGAAUGCCCCAGCCCCAUUCAGUCCUCGGUCUUUGUACUUCAUAGUGGCUCAUGGAGCCACGCUCAAGAGAAAAGGAUGCCAAGUUGGAAAUUCAGCCCAAUGAAAUGUAUUCAUGUGAUCAGUCGUAAGAAAAAGAAAAA
Messenger RNA from Candoia aspera, 1852 nucleotides. RefSeq names its product carbonic anhydrase 10 (gene CA10). The transcript has 9 exons. Gene Ontology annotation, molecular function: zinc ion binding; carbonate dehydratase activity. Bases 659 to 1645 code for a protein of 328 amino acids. The record is from RefSeq and is a predicted model, not a curated record. Lineage: Eukaryota; Metazoa; Chordata; Lepidosauria; Squamata; Candoiidae.